Molecule: messenger RNA, 1389 nt
Organism: Rangifer tarandus platyrhynchus (Svalbard reindeer)
Lineage: Eukaryota; Metazoa; Chordata; Mammalia; Artiodactyla; Cervidae
Source: the annotation of a GenBank genome assembly
AUGGCUGCUGCAGUGAACUUGGAACUUGAUCCCAUUUUUUUGAAAGCACUAGGCUUCUUACAUUCAAAGAGUAAAGAUUCUGCUGAAAAGCUAAAAACACUACUUGAUGAAUCUUUGGCUCGGGGCAUUGAUUCAAGUUACCGUCCAUCUCAAAAGGAUGUGGAGCCACCCAAAAUUUCAAGCACAAAAACUGUUUCUGUUAAGCAAGAGCCCAAAACAUCAUCUAGUCUUCCUUCUGGCAAUAAUAAUGGCAAAGUCCUUACAACUGAGAAGGUAAAAAAGGAAGGUGAAAAGAGACCUGCUGAUAAAAUGAAAUCAGACGUCACUGAAGGAGUUGAUGUCCCAAAGAAACCUAGACUGGAGAAGCCAGAGACACGGUCCUCUCCCAUCACUGUCCAAACCAGCAAGGAUUUAGCCAUGGCUGACCUUUCCAGCUUCGAGGAGACCAGCGCUGAUGAUUUUGCCAUGGAGAUGGGAUUGGCCUGUGUUGUUUGUAGGCAAAUGACAGUGGCAUCCGGUAACCAAUUAGUAGAAUGUCAGGAAUGCCAUAAUCUCUACCACCAAGAUUGCCAUAAGCCCCAGGUGACAGACAAGGAAGUGAAUGACCCUCGCCUUGUGUGGUAUUGUGCCCGAUGUACCAGACAAAUGAAAAGAAUGGCUCAGAAAACUCAGAAACCACCACAGAAACCAGCCCCCACAGUUGUUUCUGUAGCUCCAGCUGUUAAAGAUCCAUUGGUUAAGAAACCAGAAGCUAAACUCAAACCAGAGACAACUUUUCUAGCAUUUAAGAGAUCAGAAGUCAAGGCAUCCACAGUUGUUUCAGGAAAUUCUUCUAGCACCAAUGUUUCCUCUUCAGCAACUAGUGGCCUAAUUGGAUGGGCAGCUUUUGCAGCCAAAACUACUUCUGCUGGUCCGUCAACAGCAAAAUUGAGUUCAGCAACUCAAAACAAUAGCGGGAAACCUGCUACCUCUUCUGCUAACCAGAAGCCCGUGGGUUUGACUGGUCUGGCAACAACAUCCAAAGGGGGACUAGGUUCCAAAAUAGGUUCCAAUAACAGCACUUCACCCACUGUACCAUUGAAACCACCUCCACCUCUCACUCUAGGCAAAACUGGCCUUAGUCGCUCAGUUAGUUGUGACAAUGUUAGCAAAGUAGGUCUUCCUAGUCCAAGUAGUUUGGUUCCAGGAAGCAGCAGCCAGCUCAGUGGGAAUGGAAAUAGUGGGACAUCAGGGCCUAGUGGAAAUACCACUAACAAAACCACUUCCGAAUCGAGCAGCUCUUCGUCAGCAUCCCUUAAAGGUCCAACUUCACAAGAAUCACAACUCAAUGCCAUGAAGCGAUUACAAAUGGUCAAGAAGAAGGCUGCCCAAAAGAAACUCAAGAAGUAA